Messenger RNA from Helianthus annuus (common sunflower), 8086 nucleotides. Its product is annotated as piezo-type mechanosensitive ion channel homolog. The record is from RefSeq and is a predicted model, not a curated record. The transcript is spliced from 24 exons. Bases 222 to 7664 code for a protein of 2480 amino acids. Lineage: Eukaryota; Viridiplantae; Streptophyta; Magnoliopsida; Asterales; Asteraceae.
UUAUUUUCCUUCGUGACUAAUUGCACGAAGAUCUCAAGGGCUUGUUGAACGUUGAUGUCAAUGGAGUUCGCACAUUUACGUAUAUCUUCCGUUCAUGAUCAAACAAUAACCUCUUCUACAUUCAAUUCCGUCUCCAAUUUUCAGCUCGCGAAGAGCAAAUCCACUGAUUAAACAAUCAACUGAUGACAUGAACGAUCUGAUUUCGACCUUACGAGCGCAUAAUGCGGAGUUUAACCGGUGGAUUUCUCUUGUCAUUGCUACUAUUUACAGCUGCUGUACUGAAUUGCAGUUUGAUCUCUCUUGGGAAUUUGGUAGCUUCUCUACUUGUCUUGUUUGUUUAUCUGGAAAGAGAAUUUCACUCAAGGGGGAGAACGCUACUAUGGUCUAUUGUUAUUUUCUCACUUGUUGUUAUCCUUUCGCAAGUGACUUUUCUAUUUGCCUGGGCCAUUUGGUGUGGAAGACGCAGUUUAGAAGAACCUUUGUGGGCAAAGUUUAUAGGAUUCAUGAUAGUUCAAACAUGGAAAUCGCCAACAGUAAUUUACGUUUUGAUCUUGCAACUAUUAGCGGCAUUUACUGCUUUUACCGAACUCCAUGAGAUCAGAUUAGGUCUGUUUACAUGUGCAGAAUCGUUUUUAGGGACUCUUGCAGCAGCCAUAGUGCAAAUAGGUUCAUAUGUGAAGGUUGUUUUGUUCUUGCUGUUGCCGGCUGUUCAGUUGGUUGUGGGUAUCAGCAACACUUCUUGGAUUUCCUUACCAUUUUUUGUUUCUAGCUGUGUGGGUCUUGUGGAUUGGUCAUUAACAAGCAACUUCCACGGCCUUUUCAGGUGGUGGAGACCUCUUUGGCUGUACGCGGGUUUCAAUAUUUUCUUUCUUUAUGUCUAUCAGCUUCCCACAAGCUUACCUAAGUUGUUUAGUGCAAUCGGUGAUUUCAUUGGCUUAUACAGAAUUUCUUCAGCAUCUGGUUGGACACAAAUUUGUUCUGGUCUUUCACUAAUCAUAUUUUUCUUCGGGUUAUCUUUUGUCAAGCCUGACUUGGAGGAUAUGGAUUUGGUAAUGUCCAUGAGAGAAGGCAUCUUGACCGAACAUCUUCUGCCAUCAACGAAUUCUUUCUUCAUUCGUGAAUCAAGAACUGGUAAAAGGGACACCAACUUUUUGUUAAGAGGUGCAGUUUUCCGAACAUUCAGCAUCAACUUCUUCACCUAUGGUGCCCCGGUGUCUUUGUUUGCUCUUUCUUUAUGGAGCUUCUAUUUUGCUAGUGUGUGCGCGCUUGGAUUACUUACAUAUGUAGGCUACAUUAUAUUUGCAUUCCCAUCUUUGUUUCAUUUGCACCGGCUAAACGGGAUUCUCCUAGUCUUUAUUCUCUUGUGGGCUGUCAGUACAUAUGCUUUCAAUAUAGCCUUUUCACACCUGAACGGGAUCCUUGGAAAGGACACAGAGGUCUGGGAAAUGGUGGGGUUGUGGCAUUAUCCUUUUCCGGGUUUCUUUAUCCUUGCGCAGUUCUCUCUUGGAAUUUUGGUUGCACUCGUUAAUCUUGUGAACAAUUCUGUUUUCCUUUACAUCUCUGAUGAGGUUCCCCAUACAUCCAAUGGAGACCCGGCUCCUAAAGCUAAAAAAGAAACAAAAGUGUUGAUUGUAGCCACAAUUGCUUGGGUACUGCGCAAAUGUAAUCGAGCUUUAAUGCUGGUACAAAUAUUUCUCAUUGCAAUGAAGCCUGGUUUCAUCCAUGCUGUAUAUAUGAUAUUCUUUUUUCUGUAUUUAUUGAGCCACCGCAUCAACACGAGAGUGCAAGGGGCCUUGCUUCUUCUGUGUGAGAUUCAUUUCGCAAUCUUGUACACUCUUCAGAUAAAUAUGGUCUGUGUAGCCUUGACGAAAAAGGAGACUAUAAGUUGGGAAAUUUUAUCUCAGUUAGGUCUCCUUGAACGCGAUAGCUCUUGGGAUUUUGUGGAAAUAGCUUUGCUUGCAUGUUUUUGUGCAAUCCAAAAACACGGUCACAAACUUCUGUUUUCGUUCUCAGCAAUUGUGCAGCACACACCUUGUGCUCCAGUUGGAUUUAGCAUUUUGAAAGCUGGUUUAAACAAAUCAGUUUUAUUAUCUGUUUAUGAGUGGGAUAACACUACAGACAACAAUGAUAAUCCCUCCCAAGAGAGAAAGGUGGCGUCAUAUCUCAGUGCAAUAGGACAGAAAUUUCUGUCGAUUUACCGGUCGCUUGGCACUUACAUUGCGUUUAUAACCAUACUUAUCACGGUCUACAUGACAAGACCAAAUUACGUGUCAUUCGGGUACCUUUUUCUUCUUCUUUUCUGGAUUACAGGUAGACAACUUGCUGAAACAUCCAGAAAACGUCUAUGGUUCCCACUAAAAGCAUACUCAAUCGUGAUGUUCAUUCUCAUCUACAUUUUAUGCAUUUUCCGAACCUUCGAGGGAUGGAUAUCGACAAAAGUCGAUCUUUAUACAUACUUAGGCUACAAUUCCAAAUCAACAGUAUUCCAAAACGUUUCAGAAUCCUUAGCAAUAACAAUCGCAAUGCAACUUUACAGCUAUGAAAGGAGACAAAACAGGUACCCUAAUUUGGAAGACACAAAUAGGAUGCAAUUCGGAGUGAUUGGAUUUAUUCGACGCCUUUUAAUAUGGCAUAGUCAAAAAAUCUUGUUUUUCGCUAUGUUUUAUGCAUCAAUAUCUCCAAUAAGUUUUUUCGGUCUCCUUUAUCUUCUGGGUACUGUUUUCUUCUCGAUUUUACCUAAAGCUUCACGGGUCCCAUCAAAAUCGUUUAUAGCUUACUCAGGAUUCGUUGCCACAUUAGAAUAUCUAUUCCAAUUAUGCGGAAGACAACUUGAGAUGUUUCCUGGACAGAAACAUCAUAAUCUAUCUAGUUAUUUAGGUUUAAAGGUGUAUGAACCCGGGGCUUGGGGUUUAGAAGCGGGAUUACGGGCUAAAGUACUAGUGAUUGCUGCGUGUACGCUGCAAUAUAAUGUUUUUCAUUGGUUAGAGAAGAUGCCGAGUUGGCUUUCGGGUGUUGGUCAAUGGGAAGAACCUUGCGCGUUGUUUUUCUCUCAAGAAGACGUGUUACCGGUUGUAACUCCAAAUGGGGAUAAUAUUCUUUCACCUGUUAAGAAAUUUGGAUUAAAAAGCAGCAACUCAUGGCCAGCAAACAACCAAGAAUUGGAAGGUCAACAGGUGGAAGUAGCCAAGACUAGCAAUAGAAGAUACAUGCUUGGAUAUUUCUGGGGACAGGUUAACGAGAAUCAUAAAUGGAAGAAGAAGCAAGUUCAAUCAUUAAGAAAAGAGAGGUUCGAAAUGCAAAAGACGUCUUUGAAAAUUUACUUAAAGUUUUGGAUGGAGAAUAUGUUCAUACUUUUUGGUCUUGAGAUUACCAUGAUUGUAUUGCUUCUUGCAAGCUUUGCGCUGCUCAAUGCAAUAUCAUUGCUGUAUAUCGCAUCACUUGCUGUCUGUGUUGUUCUAAACCGGCAGCUAGUGAAAAGAUCAUGGUUGUUAUUUGUUGUAUUGUUUGCCACUGUUCUUUUACUCGAAUAUUUUGCCAUCUGGAAGACCGAAGAGAAUUUAAGUGGACUUACUCCAAGUGAUGCUACCUUACAUUGCCAUGAUUGCUGGCGCAUUUCGGAAUUACAUUUCAACUUCUGCCGCAGCUGCUGGCUAGGACUUACUGUUGAUGAUUCAAGAGUUCUGAUCAGUUAUUUUGUAGUCUUCAUGUGUUCAUGUUUCAAGUUUCGAGCAGAUCGGUUUUGCAGUUUUUCAGGAUCAUAUACAUACCGACAAAUGAUAUCUCGACGCAAAAACUCCUUCGUUUGGCGAGAUCUCUCUCUUGAAACCAAAACCAUUUGGACUCUUCUUGACUACUUAAGACUAUACUGUUACUGUCAUCUCUUGGAUCUUGUGCUUGCUCUUAUUUUAAUCACGGGAACUCUCGAAUACGAUAUUUUACACCUUGGAUAUCUUGCUUUUGCCCUAUGUCUUUUCCGAUUGAGACUUACAAUACUAAAGAAAAAGAACAAAAUCUUUAAGUGGUUAAGGAUUUACAACUUUGUGGUUAUUGUUCUCUCUCUUGCGUACCAAUCGCCAUUCGUGGGUGCGUUUAACGAUGGGAAAUGUCAAACAAUUGAUUAUGUUUACGAGGUUAUUGGAUUUUAUAAGUAUGAUUAUGGAUUUCGGAUUACCUCAAGGUCUGCUUUGGUUGAGAUUAUUAUCUUUAUUCUUGUAUCGUUACAGUCAUACAUGUUUUCUUCCCCCGAGCUUAAUUAUGUAUUCCAAUAUCUUGAAGCUGAACAAAUCGGUGCUAUUGUUCGUGAACAAGAGAAAAUAGCAGCAUGGAAAACUGAACAGUUACAACAUAUUCGCGAAGACGAAGAGAAAAAACGGCAACGUAAUAUGCAAGUCGAGAAAAUGAAGUCUGAAAUGCUUAAUUUACAAAUUCAGCUUCACACGUGUUCUGUUCAUGGUCAUGCUCACGCUCAUGAUCAUGAUGAUGCAUACGCAUGCACACUCGCACAAGCACACGCCCACGCACAUGCACAUGCACAUGCACAGGGUUGUGAUGUCUCACCUCGUGGUGAAGGCUUACGAAGAAGGCGUGCUAUCUCUGUAAAUACCGAAUCCGCCAUUCACAAAGAAGACGUUUUUCAGAAACAAGAGUCGGAGAUUAAUAUGGAUUUGGUAUUACCCUACGAGUUUCACGGAACCGAAAGUUUACGAGCGUUUGAGUCUCGAGAAAACUCGAAUCUUCUUGAAGUAACUGAAUUUGAAGGAAAAAGGCAUAUGAAAGAAAGUACUUUGAUUUCUGCUGUACAAUUAAUAGGUGACGGUGUUUCUCAAGUACAAUCAAUCGGCAAUCGAGCAGUUUCCAACAUAGCAAAUUACUUAAAUAUCCCUCAAGAUUUAGACUUGGAUUCGGAUUCGGAUUUAGACGAACCUACAUCAUUUACAGCAGCUGAUAAACAUAGUGAGACAGAAAGUCCAAACGAAAGUCAAAUCCACAUGGGUUCGUACCGUUCAUCUUCUAUUCAAUCCGAAAGAAGUAGAACUAGUUCCGAUUCAGCAAGUUGUGGGAUAAUCUUUCAACAUAUAUGGAACCAGAUGCAAUCAAACAACGAUGUUGUCUGCUACUUGUGUUUUAUUCUCGUCUUUCUAUGGAACUUUAGCCUGCUUUCUAUGGUGUAUCUUGCAGCUCUCUUCUUAUACGCUCUUUGUGUCAACACAGGGCCUAACUAUAUCUUUUGGGUUUUGAUGCUGAUCUAUACAGAGUUUUAUAUUUUAAUCCAGUAUGUGUAUCAAAUCAUUAUUCAACAUUGUGGCAUCACUAUUGAAUCGGUUUCUCUUCCCGAAUGGGGAUUUCCUACGCAAAGAAUAACCUCUUCGUUCGUAGUUAGUUUAUUACCACUUUUUCUAGUUUACCUAUUUACCCUCAUUCAAAGCUCCAUAACCGCUAAAGACAGUGAAUGGAUUUUCGCAACCGAAUUUACCACUCUCCGGAGUAAAGUCUUCAACACUACAGAGAAUCUUAUGAGUUCAAGUUGGCGCGAAACUACACAACAAAUGCUUCACCUUGCUACAAAAAUAACCAAACUGAUAAUCGGAAACUGUGUUAGAUACUGGAAUUCACUAACACAAGAAGCAGAAUCACCCCCUUAUUUUAUACAGUUAUCGUUAGAUGUUCCUUCAUGGCCCGAAUAUGGGAUUCAACCGGUAAGAAUCGAAUCUGGAGUUAACGAACUGCUUAGAUUCGUUCACAACUCAAGAUGUAACGAAUCGGAUCCUGACGCAUGUCCUUGUGCGAGUAGUGUUCAAGUUCGUAGCAUCGAAAAGAGUAAAGAUAGUCCAAAUGUGGCAGUAGCUGUUGUUGAAGUGACGUAUGCAUCCAUAAAGGAGGAAUGUAUUUUAACGGAACGGUACAAGUCUUUGACUCCUGCUGCCGAUGUGGCGAAAGAGAUAACAGAAGCCCAAGACUUGGGUUAUUCUGACAAAAUUGAUUUCCCUUAUUCUAUUACUUCGGUAAUAGGGGGAGGGAAACGAGAGAUUGAUUUAUACGCGUACAUAUUUGGUGCUGAUUUGGCGGUUUUCUUUUUGGUCGCCAUCUUCUAUCAAUCUGUUAUAAAGAACAAAAAUGAUUUUCUAGAUGUUUAUCAGCUGGAAGAUCAGUUUCCAAAGGAGUUUGUGUUCAUCUUAAUGGCUAUUUUCUUCUUGAUUGUGCUUGAUCGUGUUAUAUACUUAUGUUCCUUUGCCAUUGGGAAAGUAAUCUUUUUCAUUUUUAAUUUAGUAAUUUUCACAUACUUUGUCACUGAGUAUGCUUGGAGUUUGGAUCCUUCACAGCACAAUGCAGCAGGUUUAGCACUCCGUGCCAUAUACGUUACUAAAGCAAUAUCUCUGGCCCUGCAAGCAAUACAAAUAAAAUCAGGGGUCCCACAUAAAAGCAGUCUGUAUAGGCAAUUUCUGACUAGCAGUAUUACUAGAGUAAAUUAUUUGGGUUACCGACUCUACCGUGCACUACCGUUUCUAUAUGAAUUAAGAUGUGUUCUUGAUUGGUCAUGCACCACCACAUCUUUGACGAUGUAUGACUGGCUAAAGUUGGAAGACAUAAAUGCAAGUCUAUACCUUGUCAAAUCUGAUGCACUCCUAAACAGGGCUGGUCAUAGACAAGGGCAGAAGCAGAGGAAAGUUAUCAAAUUUUGCAAUGGCUUAUGCUUAUUCUUUAUAUUAAUCUGCGUCAUCUGGGCUCCCAUGCUUAUGUAUAGUAGUGGUAACCCAACUAACAUAGCAAACCCUAUUAACGAUGCCAGUGUUCAGUUUCACAUAAAGACAAACGGCGGACGGUUAUUGUUAUAUGAGACAACACUUUGUGCAAUUACACCAUGGAAUGUGUUGAAGUCGUAUACAAAUCUAGAUCCCAAUGAUUAUCUCGAUUCUUAUAAUGUCGAUGAUAUUCAAAUGAUAUGCUGCCACGCUGAUGCUGUGAGUCGGUGGAUUAUUCCGGAUGCCAUUCAGACUACAUUUAUUCAGUCUCUUGAUGUGGAAAUGGAUAUGAAAUUUUCGUGGGUACUCACAAGAGACAGGCCUAAGAACAAAGAAGUUGUAAAAUAUGAACAAAAUAUUCAACGGUCAGAUCUUCCUGAUCCGUCUGAACUUAAGCAGGUUCUUAAUGGUUCCAGUGAUAGCUUUAGGACAAAUAACACUUAUCCUAGGUAUUUUCGGGUCACUGGUUCUGGGGAUGUCAGACUCUUUGACCAAAAGGAAGGUGGCGUGGAUGCGAAGCUUCUCCUAAACCGUGAGAAUAAUUCAGAAUGGUGGUCCUUUUAUGAUAUUAGCUGGCUGGAUUCAAAAGUAUGUGGAGAUUUGAUGGGGCCCAGGGCCAUCGUUGUUUCGGAGGAAACGCCCCAGGGUCUUCUUGGAGAGACGCUUAGCAAAUCAAGUAUAUGGGGUCUCUACAUUACAUUUGUGUUAGCAGUCGGCCGGUUCAUAAGGCUUCAAUGCUCUGACUUGAGGAUGAGAAUUCCAUUCGAAAACCUUCCGUCUUGUGACAGGUUAAUUGCCAUUUGUGAGGAUAUAUAUGCUGCUAGAGCCGAAGGGGAACUCGUAGUUGAGGAGGUUUUAUACUGGACAUUGGUGAAAAUAUACAGGUCACCACACAUGCUGCUCGAGUACACGAAUGCCGACUAGCCAUCUAAUAAAUCAUAAGCUUUUGCAACUUGAGAAACGGUAAGAGAGACCGGAAUGCCAAUGGACAAAGUGGGCUAGCAUUUCAAGGAGUACAAGGCGCUCUUAUAAACCUUAAAAACGACUUGGGCUAUGAUGAAACACGAGUGAUGCUUACUUUCUUGUCUGUAAACUAGCAUUUUGAUCAUUGUGUGCAAUCUCAAAGAUCAAUAGGGAUACAAACAAGUCAAGUUGUUAACGAGUAAUUCAUGAUCAAGUUAGAUCGCGUCAAAAUGUAUCAAUUUUGAGUACCAAUAUAUGAAUUUGGAACCUAUAAAGAGUCGGUUUGAGUUGUUAACUCGUCUCGAAUUUGUCAAGCCUUUUGGGUUCUUUGUAUAAGUUAAUAUGUAUGCAUUUAAGGCCUAGUUUUGGUAUUAUUUCCAACU